GCUCCGCCGGACGCGAUGGCCCAGCCCUACCCCCCAGCCCAGUACCCCCCGCCCCCCCAGAACGGGAUCCCCGCAGAGUACGCCCCGCCGCACCCGCACCCCACGCAGGACUACUCGGGGCAGAGCACGGUACCGGAGCACGCCAUGAGCCUCUACACACCAGCACAGAGCCACAGCGAGCAGCCCGGCAGCGAGGCCAGCACACAGUCCAUAGCAGGGACACAGACGGUACCGCAGACAGACGAGGCGGCACAGACAGACAGCCAGCAGCUACACUCCUCAGACACCACAGACAAGCAGCAGCCCAAGAGGUUACACGUCUCCAACAUUCCCUUCCGAUUCCGGGACCCCGACCUGCGGCAAAUGUUUGGGCAAUUCGGGAAAAUUCUGGAUGUGGAGAUCAUUUUCAAUGAGCGGGGCUCCAAGGGUUUUGGGUUUGUAACUUUUGAAACUAGCACAGAUGCCGACCGGGCACGGGAGAAGCUGAAUGGCACCAUCGUAGAGGGCCGGAAGAUUGAGGUGAACAACGCCACGGCCCGGGUCAUGACCAACAAGAAGGUGGCCAACCCCUACACCAACGGCUGGAAGCUGAACCCAGUGGUGGGAGCAGUCUACGGCCCCGAAUUCUACGCAGUAACGGGGUUCCCGUACCCCGCCACGGGGACGGCCGUGGCGUACCGAGGGGCGCACCUGCGGGGCCGAGGCCGUGCCGUGUACAACACCUUCCGAGCCGCGCCGCCGCCGCCGCCCAUCCCCACCUACGGCGCGGUCGUCUACCAGGAUGGGUUCUACGGAGCUGAGAUCUACGGGGGCUAUGCUGCCUACAGGUACGCCCAGCCCGCAGCAGCAGCGGCCGCAUACAGUGACAGCUAUGGCAGAGUGUACGCAGCUGCAGACCCCUACCACCACACCAUCGGCCCCGCCGCCACCUACAGCAUCGGCACCAUGGCUAGUCUAUACCGAGGAGGGUACAGCCGCUUCACUCCCUACUAGCAAGACAGACCCAGCCCCCCCACCACUGCCCCCGAUGCUCACUAGCACCAAACCCAAGCAGGCAGACAGAGCCGAGGCCGAGCCUGCGGAGGAGCCGCGGGUGCUGCCCGGGUGGCCGGGGCUGGCGCCGGGCUCUGUGGGGCCACUGCACCCCACACCCAUAGGGUUACCUCGUCCUGCCGCCUCUCCUGCUCCAUCCGCCCGCCCCGGGGACCGCGGGGAGCGGGGCCAGCCCCGGCAGCACCCCGUUCCCACUGCCCUGGCUGGGUGCAGAGGGCUCAUCCCCCGGGGAUGCUCAGCCUGCAGGGAUGCUCACUGCAGGCACUGGGGUGACAGCAGCCCCCCCGAGCAGCCCCUCUGCCCCUGUAGGAGAGAGAGGAGCCAGCGGGGUGCUGCCAGCCGUGGGCAGUGGCGAGGCUGGGUGGGUUCAGGAUCCCGGGGCUGGGUGUGAUGGGAUGGGCUGGGCUGGCUGCGUGGGGCUCACUGGGCUGGGACAGUGGCUGUGUGCCCCUGGCCAGCAGCUCGGUCUCAGUGCUCCAGCGAAAGACCUGCCUCUCUUGUUUCUGUUGUAGUGAAUCCGUGGCUGUUUCCUUCUGGGACCAGGAAGGGCAAAAAUAAUCCACACACACACACA
Messenger RNA from Catharus ustulatus (Swainson's thrush), 1627 nucleotides. RefSeq names its product RNA binding fox-1 homolog 3 (gene RBFOX3). The record is from RefSeq and is a predicted model, not a curated record. Gene Ontology annotation, biological process: regulation of alternative mRNA splicing, via spliceosome; nervous system development. Gene Ontology annotation, molecular function: mRNA binding. Lineage: Eukaryota; Metazoa; Chordata; Aves; Passeriformes; Turdidae. Gene Ontology annotation, cellular component: cytoplasm; nucleus.